AUAACAGCUGUUUGCCAAACCGCAUUUGUCAAUUUAUUUUGCUUUGCGUUGUAAAUUGAGAAAAGACAGUUAAAAUGCGCAUAACACAGUAUUUGGCUAGUAAAUUAAAAAACUUUUCUAAUCUGCCAAAGGAAUACAUUGAGCGCAGUAAGAAGCAGGUCUAUUGGCAAACACCGCGUGAAGUUAACUAUAUACCCAGCACCGUAGAGCGCAAACGCUUUCGUUACACCACAAACCGGCCAUGGACCGGACACUUCCGGCAACAGAACAUGCCGGGCACAAUGAGACGCAAAGUAUUCGUGGAGGCAAUUGAGGAUUGGAGCUACUUCCGCGGCGAUCGUAUUGAAGUGUUAGUCGGCAAGGAUAAGGGCAAGCAGGGCAUUGUCACACAGGUAAUCCCCGAGCGAAAUUGGGUAAUUGUGGAGGGCAUCAAUUGGCAUUACAGGCGCGUCGGCGCCGAGAAGGAAUUCCCUGGGAUUAUCAUAAAAUCCGAAGCCCCGCUGCAUGUCACCAAGGAUAUACGUCUGGUAGAUCCAUCUGACCUUCAGGGCACUGAAUUCGAGUGGCGUUUCACCGAGGAGGGUGAAAAGGUGCGGGUGUCUUUGCGUUCCGGUCGCAUCAUUCCCAUUCCGGAGACCAACAAUCAAACUCACGACUAUAAGACACCAAACGCGUACAUUGAGCGUGAUAAGGAUACACCCGCUGCUGUGGUGGGCGAGAUUACCUUCCAACCAAAGCUUUCCACCUUUGAUAUGGACAUUAUGGAGGAAAUGGGCAUCAAGGAGGAACGUACUCCCGUUAAGAGCUAUUGGUACUAGGACCAUACAUUAAUGCUUUGUUUAUGAUUCAAUAUAAAUACUAUUAAACAAUAGAGUUGUACAAACCUGGAGCAAUA
Messenger RNA from Drosophila innubila, 895 nucleotides. It is a transcript of the gene mRpL24, whose product is annotated as probable 39S ribosomal protein L24, mitochondrial. NCBI's taxonomy places the organism in Eukaryota, Metazoa, Arthropoda, Insecta, Diptera, Drosophilidae. The coding region runs from base 75 to 818 and encodes 247 amino acids. Gene Ontology annotation, molecular function: RNA binding; structural constituent of ribosome. The transcript is spliced from 3 exons. The record is from RefSeq and is a predicted model, not a curated record. Gene Ontology annotation, cellular component: ribosome; mitochondrion. Gene Ontology annotation, biological process: translation.